Lactuca saligna is the source of this 588-nucleotide messenger RNA. The record is from the annotation of a GenBank genome assembly. NCBI's taxonomy places the organism in Eukaryota, Viridiplantae, Streptophyta, Magnoliopsida, Asterales, Asteraceae.
GGGGGUGGCUUUCAUAGGUGGUUUGAAAGAGGUGAAACCUCAAAUACAGUACAACCCCAAAAAAGGGUCAAUGAAGAAUAUAAAUCUGAAGAGAUGGUGGAUGUAGAUGUGAUGAAUGAUGGAUAUGGGCUGGAUAUCACAGAUAUGGACUACAUUAUAAAACAAGUUACACAAUUGAGGAAAUCAGGUUACACUGAUGUAGACAUUAUGAGAUGCCUUGAAAUUACAAAAGCACAUUUACAAGAGUUUGGAACUGUGGUUGCUAAUGUUGAAGGUGGACUGGAAGGAGAUGGACAGGGAGAUGGAGAAGAAGAAGAUAGAGAAGGGGAAAGAGGUGAAGUUGAAGAUGUUCAAGGAAAUGAAGAAGGUGGAGAAGGAGUUGAAGUGGAAGUUGAAGAUGUUGAAGGAAAUGAAGAAGGUGUCCCAAUGAAUGAUCCAGUACAACAAGGGCAUUUUGGGAAUAAUAUGCAACAAAGAAUAAGGAGACCCUCAGAGAGGAUCAUUCUUCAGAAGUUGAAAAAGAAGGUGGUUGACCCUCUUGGUAUAGGAAUGUGUCAAGAUAAGGCAUUUAUUAUAGAUCAAGGAUAA